AUGUUUUUAAUUAUUAAAUUUAAAUUCUUACUAAUUAUAUCAUUAAUUUUUAAAACUGCUUUAUUUAUUCCAACUAUAAGAAAUAAUUAUCAAAUUUGUUCUGAAAAAAAUCCAAUUGAUUCUAUUCAAAUUCCAGUUCCAUUUAAUUGUUCAUCAUUAGAAUUUGAAAAAAUUUAUUUUACUAAAACAACUAUAAUAAAAGUUUUACCAAAUGAUGCUUGUCAAUCAUAUGUUAUGCCAGUUUAUUUUAAUAAUAAAUUUAUUUAUAUUCAAGGAUUAUCACAACCAUUUUUUAAAAGAAUUUAUAAUUUUCCUAGAAAUGAAAAUUCUUGUAUUCCAAAAAAUUCUGAACCAAUUGGAGGUGAUUAUUUUAUACGUGAUCCAGAUCAAUUUAUACAUUCAAUUGAAUAUGAAUGUUCAGUAUGUUAUCAUUAUUUUAUCAAAAAUGAAUGUGAAUUGUCAAAUGAAUUUGCUUAUAAAGUUUUAAAAGUAAUGAAAGAAAGAACAUCACAAGAUAAUAUUGGUAGAAAUUUGGCAAGAAUUUUGACUCAAAGAGGUAAUGUAACAGGAAAAGUUAAGAGAUUAUCACUUCAAAUUAUGGAAUGUAAUCUUUAUAAACCAGAUAAAAUAUAUUUUAGUAAAAAAAUACAAAAUGUUUGUUAUGAAGAAAUACCUGUACAAAUUGGGAAAAAAAUUUAUUUUACUAAAAACAAUUUAGAUCUUCUUAUGACAGGAACAAGGAUAAGCUGUUAUUCCUUAUAUUAUGUUAUGACAUAUAUAUGUAUAUUUUUGUUUGUCAUAUUUCUAAUUUUAGUUCCGUUUAUAUAUCAUUUAAUAGGAAUGAUUAGUAAUUUAUGUAUCUUUCUUCAAAAUAAUAUUAUUCGUCGUAUAUAUAAUUUUGAAAUUUAUUGUUGGUUUACUUUGGUAUGGUAUGAAUUAAGUAUACAAUCAAAAUUAAAUCUUAAAAAAGGAUGGUGUGGAUUAGGAUCUAUUCUUUCAUUAAUAUGUUGUAAAAAAAUUGAAAAUUUACAGGCAUAUGAAGUUGAACAACUAGCAAGUAAUGCAAUAAAAAAAAUGUUGGAAGAUAAAGAAAAUGAAUUUAGAAUAAUGCAUGAAAAAAUAAUGUUAGAAAUGAAUAAAGAACUUUUUACAUUAACAAAUUCAACAAAUAUCUCAGAUGAAUCAAUUAUUUAUGAUCUUUAA
Strongyloides ratti is the source of this 1203-nucleotide messenger RNA. RefSeq lists its product as hypothetical. The transcript has a single exon. The record is from RefSeq and is a predicted model, not a curated record. NCBI's taxonomy places the organism in Eukaryota, Metazoa, Nematoda, Chromadorea, Rhabditida, Strongyloididae. Bases 1 to 1203 code for a protein of 400 amino acids.